AUGUACAGUGUUGACGAAGUCUUCCACAGAGAGAUCGUGUCAGAGAUGGGAGAGAUGGGGGUCUUAGGCCCAACCAUUAAAGGUUAUGGCUGUGCCGGCACCAGCUACGUGGCCUACGGUCUGAUCGCCAGAGAAGUCGAGCGAGUGGACAGCGGCUAUCGCUCGGUCAUGAGCGUGCAGUCGUCCCUGGUCAUGCACCCCAUUAACGCCUACGGCACCGAGGAGCAGAAGCAGAAGUACCUCCCCAAGCUGGGUAGGAAGGGAGAGGAAACGCCAACAACAGUGUUUAGUCAGUCAGUGCAUUUUUUCCCUCCACUCACCCCGAGGCCGGAGACUUUAGGCAGCAGGUUCUCCUCGGGAACUUCCACGUCUUCCAUGACGAUCAUGCCGGUGGCCGAGGCUCUCAGGGAGAACUUUCCCUCUAUCUUCGGCGUGGAGAGGCCCUUCAUGCCGCGCUCCAAGAUGAAGCCGCGGAUCUUUCCGUCGUCACAUUUGGCCCAGACUACCGCGAUGUCUGCCUCGGGGGAGUUGGUGAUCCUGAGGCCUCUGGAGACUUGGUUAGCUGAUCAGCUGAGUCGCAGCGACGCCAUCAGCCGGUUUGAGUCGAGCGAAGGGGGGCCGGUUCAGACCGCUGAAACCUUUCCCUGCUGCGGAUUGGUAAAAAUACAGAGUUUUAAACACACAACCCGAGGCUCACCACACCCCUUCUGCUGGUUCCAGGGUCCUUUCGGCUGCCUGAACAACGCUCGCUACGGCAUCGCCUGGGGGGCUCUGGGGGCCGCCGAGUUCUGUUUCCACGCAGCUCGACAGUACACACUCGACAGGAUCCAGUUCGGCGUGCCGCUGGCGAGGAAUCAGCUGAUGCAGAAGAAGAUGGCGGACAUGCUAACGGAGAUCACCAUCGGCCUGCAGGCCUGUCUGCAGCUGGGGAGACUAAUCGAUGCCAAGAAAGCGGCCCCGGACAUGAUCUCCAUGCUGAAGAGGAACAGCUGCGGUAAAGCCCUCGACAUCGCCCGGCAGGCCAGAGACAUGCUGGGAGGGAACGGCAUCGCAGACGAGUACCACGUCAUCCGCCACGUCCUGAACCUGGAGGCCGUCAACACAUACGAGGGCACCCAUGACAUCCACGCCCUGAUCCUGGGCCGGGCCAUCACAGGACUGCAGGCCUUCACCGUGGACAAAUAGCCCCAAAACAACCCGAACCUGCUCUCAGAAACACUAAGUCAAGGUCAUUUACAUACAUCCUCUGCAUAGUGACGGUCUCUGUUUCCAGUCAGCUUUCUAGAACAUAUAUCCGAGGGCUCCGUUGUGAGAGAA
Molecule: messenger RNA, 1317 nt
Organism: Etheostoma cragini (Arkansas darter)
Lineage: Eukaryota; Metazoa; Chordata; Actinopteri; Perciformes; Percidae
Product: glutaryl-CoA dehydrogenase, mitochondrial-like
Exons: 10
Coding region: 1-1185 (394 amino acids)
Biological process (GO): fatty-acyl-CoA biosynthetic process; fatty acid beta-oxidation using acyl-CoA dehydrogenase
Cellular component (GO): mitochondrial inner membrane
Molecular function (GO): fatty-acyl-CoA binding; flavin adenine dinucleotide binding; glutaryl-CoA dehydrogenase activity
Source: RefSeq, a predicted model, not a curated record